Molecule: messenger RNA, 1162 nt
Organism: Leptonychotes weddellii (Weddell seal)
Lineage: Eukaryota; Metazoa; Chordata; Mammalia; Carnivora; Phocidae
Source: RefSeq, a predicted model, not a curated record
AUUACUCUUUGUCUUAACAGAAUCUUGGUAAAUGUAUAGACUGAAGUGGCUUUCUGGGAAGGAUGAGUCAUUUUCUUGACUGGAUACUAAUUCAAGUGCACAUAUCUGUGACUGUGUUGUACCUUACGCUCCCUGUCAACACACAGUUCUUUGGCACUUUGCCUUUUGAGAAUGUCAUCAUCUCCUAAUAACAGUUAUGUUCUCAAAAGGCUGGAGAGAGAGGAAUUGAAAAGAAAGGCAGAGGAGGAAAGACUUCGCCUAGAAGAGGAAGCCCGUAAGCAGGAAGAGGAAAAGAAGCGGCAGGAAGAGGAAGAAAAAAGAAAGGCAGAAGAGGAGGCUAAGAGAAAGGCCAAGGAGGAGCUGUUAUUAAAAGAAGAGCAAGAAAAGGAAAAACAAGAAAAAGAAAAGCAAGAAAAGGAAAAACAAGAAAAAGAAAAGCAAGAAAAAGUCAUGAUUGAAAAGCAGAAGGAAGCGGCAGAAGCAAAGGCCCAGGAGGCAGCUAAACAGAUGCGUCUAGAAAGAGAACAGAUCAUGCUGCAGAUUGAGCAGGAGCGACUGGAGAGGAAGAAGAGAAUUGAUGAAAUCAUGAAGAGAACAAGGAAGAGUGAUGUGUCUCUAGAAGUGAAGAAAGAAGACCCAAAGGUGGAGCUUCAGUCUGCUGUGUGUGUAGAAAAAGAGACAAAACCAGCUGUCCUGAACAAAAUAGAAAUAAAUGGAUUAAACACUUGCCAGGAAGUUAAUGGUAUGGGGCGUACUGCCCCAGAAGCUUUUCCUCGAGACAUUUUCUCUAAUGGGCUUAAACCAAUUGGGGGACUUGUUCAUCUGGACACCCUUGAUGGGAAAUCAAACAGUCUGGAUGAUUCAACUGAAGAGGUUCAGUCUAUGGAUGUGAGUCCUGUUUCAAAGGAAGAGCUUAUCUCCAUCCCAGAAUUUUCACCAGUAAGUGAAAUGAUUCCUGGGGUGUCUCUGGACCAAAAUGGAACUGGUAAUGCCCGAGCACUUCAAGAUCUCUUAGAUUUCACCGGCCCCCCCAUGUACCCUAAGCGAUCCAGUGAAAAUCUCAGCCUGGAUGAUUGUAACAAAAACCUGAUUGAAGGAUUUAACAGUCCUGGCCAAGAAAAUACUCUGAACACCUUCUGUUGACAAAUACAUCUCUUUAACG